GCGUUCCCCUGCCGCGGGUUUGGCCGCCGGGGCGCUCCCUCAGCCGCCGCUCCCUGAGGCGCCGGCUCUGGCGGCCCCGGCCGACGAGGACGCCCCGCGCGGGCUGCCGCCGCUGGGGCCGGGGGACCGCGGAGCCGCGGGCGCUCCCGGGCCGCCGCCGCCUCCCUCGGCGCCCGGGGCCGGCAUGGAGCUCUUCCAAGCCAAGGACCACUACAUCCUGCAGCAGGGCGAGCGCGCGCUGUGGUGCAGCCGCCGCGACGGCGGCCUCCAGCUCCGACCCGCUACUGAUCUACUUCUCGCUUGGAAUCCCAUUUGUUUGGGGUUGGUAGAAGGUGUUAUUGGGAAAAUUCAGCUUCAUUCAGAUCUUCCAUGGUGGCUUAUUUUAAUUCGACAGAAAGCUUUGGUGGGCAAACUUCCAGGAGACCAUGAGGUCUGUAAAGUUACCAAAGUUGCUGUGCUGUCACUUUCUGAAAUGGAACCUCAGGAUCUUGAGCUCGAGCUCUGUAAGAAGCAUCAUUUUGGGAUUAACAAACCAGAGAAGAUUGUACCAUCUCCUGAUGAUUCGAAGUUUCUGUUGAAGACCUUUACACAUAUUAAAUCUAACGUGUCUGCGCCUAAUAAAAAGAAAGUUAAAGAAAGUAAAGAAAAGGAGAGGUUGGAGAGAAGAUUACUUGAGGAGUUGCUGAAGAUGUUCAUGGACUCCGAAUCUUUUUACUAUAGCUUGACCUAUGACCUGACCAAUUCGGUGCAGAGGCAAAGUGCUGGGGAGGGGGACCCCCGCCCCCUCUGGCAAAAGGUUGAUGACCGAUUUUUUUGGAAUAAAUAUAUGAUACAAGACCUUACUGAGAUUGGUACACCGGAUGUGGACUUUUGGAUUAUCCCCAUUAUCCAAGGUUUUGUACAGAUUGAGGAACUUGUGGUUAAUUAUAAUGAGUCAUCUGAUGAUGAGAAAAGCAGCCCGGAGACUCCCUCUCAGGAGUCCACCUGCGUAGAUGACAUUCACCCACGAUUUCUGGUGGCCCUCAUUUCACGCCGCAGUAGGCACAGAGCAGGAAUGCGUUAUAAACGAAGAGGAGUGGAUAAAAAUGGAAAUGUUGCAAAUUAUGUGGAGACUGAGCAAUUAAUUCACGUGCAUAAUCAUACUUUGUCAUUUAUUCAAACACGAGGCUCUGUGCCUGUCUUUUGGAGCCAGGUUGGAUAUCGAUAUAAUCCAAGACCUCGGCUGGACAGAAGUGAAAAGGACACGGUUGCCUAUUUCUGUGCCCAUUUUGAAGAACAGCUGAAAAUUUACAAAAAACAGGUUAUUAUUAACUUGGUAGACCAGGCAGGAAGAGAAAAAAUUAUUGGCGAUGCUUACCUGAAGCAAGUAUUGCUCUUUAACAACUCACAGCUCACUUAUGUCUCCUUUGACUUCCAUGAGCACUGCCGAGGAAUGAAGUUUGAAAAUGUUCAAACACUAACAGAUGCCAUUUAUGACAUUAUUCUUGACAUGAAGUGGUGUUGGGUUGAUCAAGCUGGGGUAAUAUGUAAACAAGAAGGGAUUUUUCGCGUUAAUUGCAUGGACUGCCUGGAUCGCACCAACGUGGUCCAAGCUGCCAUCGCACGAGUGGUCAUGGAACAGCAGCUGAAAAAAUUAGGUGUGAUGCCCCCGGAGCAGCCACUACCGGUGAAAUGCAAUCGGAUAUAUCAGAUAAUGUGGGCCAACAAUGGUGACUCCAUUAGCAGACAGUAUGCUGGGACAGCCGCUCUAAAGGGUGACUUUACAAGGACAGGAGAAAGGAAGUUAGCAGGAGUUAUGAAAGAUGGCGUUAACUCGGCAAAUAGGUAUUACCUGAAUCGAUUUAAGGAUGCCUACCGGCAAGCUGUUAUAGAUUUGAUGCAAGGCAUUCCAGUGACAGAAGAUCUUUAUUCCAUAUUUACCAAGGAGAAAGAGCAUGAAGCUUUGCAUAAGGAAAAUCAGAGAAGCCACCAGGAACUAAUUAGCCAGCUCUUACAAAGUUACAUGAAGUUACUGCUGCCUGAUGAUGAGAAGUUCCAUGGGGGCUGGGCCCUUAUUGACUGUGACCCCAGCCUCAUUGAUGCUACUCACAGAGAUGUGGAUGUGCUGUUACUGCUUUCUAACUCUGCCUACUACGUGGCCUAUUAUGAUGAUGAAGUUGACAAAGUAAACCAGUAUCAACGACUAAGUCUAGAAGACCUGGAAAAAAUAGAAAUAGGUCCUGAACCCACUCUUUUUGGUAAGCCAAAGUUCUCCUGCAUGCGAUUGCACUACAGAUACAAAGAAGCAAGUGGCUAUUUCCACACACUGAGAGCUGUAAUGCGCAACCCAGAAGAGGAUGGAAAAGAUACCCUUCAGUGCAUUGCAGAGAUGCUGCAGAUCACCAAGCAAGCCAUGGGAUUAGAUGUACCUAUAAUAGAGAAAAAGCUUGAGAGGAAGAGCAGUAAACCUCAUGAAGACAUCAUUGGCAUCAGAUCUCAAAACCAAGGCUCUUUAGCCCAAGGGAAAAAAUUUUUAAUGAGCAAAUUUUCAUCUUUAAAUCAAAAAGUGAAACAGACCAAAUCCAAUGUAAAUAUUGGCAACUUACGAAAGCUAGGAAACUUUACAAAACCUGAAAUGAAAGUUAACUUUCUAAAACCAAACUUAAAAGUAAAUCUUUGGAAAUCAGAUAGUAGUCUUGAAACCAUGGAGAACACAGGUGUGAUGGAUAACAAAGCCCAGGCUGAGUCAGAUGGGGAAAUGUCUUCAGAUAAUGACUCCUACCACUCCGAUGAAUUCCUUACAAAUUCCAAGUCUGAUGAAGAUAGGCAGCUAGCCAACUCUUUAGAGAAUGUAGGGCCGAUAGACUAUGUUCUGCCUAGUUGUGGCAUUAUUGCUUCAGCACCUCGUUUAGGCAGUCGAUCCCAGUCUAUUAGCAGCACUGAUAUUAGCAUUCACGUUCCUUCAGAGGUUCCUACUGCUCAUGGAAGUGGGCUUGGAAAAGGCCACGAGUCUUCUUUGAAGAAAAGUCCUUCUGCUGACAACAUACACACGUUGACUGGCUUUGCCAAGCCUGUGGAUGUUUACUGCCACAGAUUUGUCCAAGACGCACAAAACAAAGUGACCCAGCUCUCAGAAACCAGGUCUCUCUGUCAGGAGGCUAGUGAGGAAGGAAAUCAAAUGACCAGUCAAGUUUCUAACGAAGAAACUCAAUUUGAAUCUACGGAACAGAUACCUUCUCGACCAUCUCAAUUAGAUGUGUCUUUUCCUGCAACAGGCCCACAGUUUUUGUCAGUUGAACCAGUGCAUUCAGUUGUAUCUCAAAAGACCCCAGGCUCCGAAUCCGGCAUGCUUGAACUUGAGAGGGGGCUUCACGUAACUCCUUCUCCUUCAGAGAGCUGUAGCAGCAGAGCAGUUUCUCCCUUUGCAAAGAUUCGAAGUUCCAUGGUCCAGGUUGCUAAUAUUACCCAAGCUGGAUUAACCCAGGGUAUAAACUUUGCAGUGGCAAAGGUUCAGAAGAGUCCUGCAGAACCUGAAGUAAAUGAAGUCCAGCAAAAUGAACUUAAAAAUAUGUUUACACAAUGCCAGACACGAAUAAUUCAGAUUUAGUUUUUAGCCACAAAGAAUCAUGUGGCUUUUAUUUAAUCCAAAAAAGGGAGGUGUCACAUAUUUGGAUAUUUUAACCUAUACUGUCUUUGAAUCUAGGGAUCACAAAUUCUAAUUAUGUUAUUUGGAAAGAUUUUAAGAAUCUGAACCUAAGAAGAUUUCCAAAUUUGAAGAGCUAGGACAGCAGAAGUGCAUCAUCCUAAAAUGUGUAGAUCUAAGUAGCUUAUACACUACAGAGCAGUUUGUCUCUUAGAAAGUAAUUCAGGAGUAGAUGACUUUGGGAUGUAAUAUCCUGAACCUUUUUUGGAGCGGGGUGGGUGGGUGGAUAUGAAGUUGACACAAAGGAUGGACAAGGCCCUUUUAGUUGAUUAGCAUUUUUCAUAUAUAUUUUUUUUCUGUUUGUCAGUUCAUUUCUGUGUGUUAACUCUACAAAGUACUUAGUUUUUAGUGACUUUAAAAGUGUUACUAGUUUGGAGAAGUAUUUUAGUAUAAAAACUAUUGAUUUAGUUGAUGGCUUAACCAUUCCCUAUUAAGAGUUAGUUGAGUCAAAAAUUAUGACAGUUUGAUCCUAAUUUUCCCCAUAUUUGACUUAAAAACACUGACACCUUGUAUACUCAAAAGUCUAGGAACAUUAAGACUUGUCAGUCAUAAAACCUGAGCUAGCCAAUACAAAUACCAGUACCUAUGAAAUUUAAUUUUGCUCUAUUUUCGGAAAUGUUAAGAAUGUACCCUUACUAGAUACUGGAAUGCUUGCGCAAAGUCUUCAAAUUGUAAUUUUUUGCAGGGAGCAGUCCAUAACAUCUUGUAAUAGACUGUCACAACUACUGAAAAUUUAGUCAGAAGCAUGAUUUUGCUAAAACUGGUUUUAUGACUGUAACCUUGACCACAUGGAACCAGGGCCUCGUCUGUAAGCCCACAUGAUAAGAAAGUUGCACACUUUAUUCCAAACAAGUAUUGGUUUGUCUGGUAUCUUUAGAGGCUUACUCUGUUGAAGUGAUUCUCAGCUAGACAUUAUGUGUGUUGUAACUUUGAUAAAUAUUUCCACUUUUGUUAUUUAUUAGUGUUAUCUUUUUUUUGAAGUGUCAAAUCUUGUGACUAUUUAAAAUAAAAUAUAAUUUAAGGUGACAAUGUGUAUGAGAAUUUUUGAAUGACAUUUUAAAGAUAAGGGCAUGAAUCUUUAAAUCAGACUAAAGAUUUCAGAAGCAAGGUAAGUUUGCUGUAACUGAACAUUCCCAGCCUUUCUAAAUACUUUACUCUUUUGUUUUUGUGACUUUAAAAGUAAAUAAUGCAAUGGGUCACAAACCAUCAGAUUUUAAGAACCAAACAUUGAAACUGAAUGCUUUAUUCUCUCACCACCUUUUCUUGAAACUAUUAGGUGUCUGACAACAUGAGAGAAAAAGGUCCUGUGAUAAAAAUGUUUCAAGUUGCAAAGAAAUUAGUCCCAAAGAGAUUUUUGAAAACUAAAAUUAAGCUGAUUGAUGUUCUAAUUCCAGUAAGAAUAAUACAGGUGUCUGUUCAGUUUCCUGGUGACUCAAAUAGGAUUAACACUGCAUUAGAUCAACAUACUUUUCAUUGUCUGUGGAGAAAAGUUUCUGAAGCCCAGAGUACCAAUCUCCUCCUACCUGAGUGAGACUUCAGAGGGAGGACCCCCCGGUACCACCUCCCAUAAUAAUGGUUGUCCACCAAGAGGAUACAAGAUCUUUUUCCACCCAGAAGAUCCCAUGGGGUAAGUCUUGCAAUUCAUGAAAAACAGCCCAGAGUACUAGUAAUUUGGAAGUUUUAUUUAUUUGAAAGGUUUUCCUUUUCAAGGGAACUUUUCUGUAAGACCAAGCAAAUUAUGUACUUCUCUUUGGUAAAUUACAGUUCACAUUGGCACAAUAAACACAGUAACUAAUCUACUCUGUUGACUUUAAUUCUCACAAAUCCAGGUGCGCCUUUGUUUUAGUUCUAAAAGUUUAAGGAAGGUCUAAUCUACCAAUUAUAAAAAAUGAAAGCCAGUUAGAAUUCUAAAUAUAAACAGAUUAUUUACAUUAGUUUAUAAAAAUAGAUCUGAGUUUAAGAAAAGGUAAACUAGUAAUUUUCACUUCAGUUCAGGCAUAAUAAAUUCCUCCAUUUUCAAGGCAGGCUGAUUCUCUUUUCUUGGUUAGCAAUGUUAAUUUGGGCCCAGGGGCAGGGUGUGUGUGUGCAAGCGCUCAUGUGCAGGAUUUAAGUAAUCAUUUAACCAAAUGCUAAUGCUUCCAACUAAGUUACUGACUGAAAAAAACCUAAACCUUAUAUAUAACCAGUGAUAGCUUAAAAAAGUAAUGUUCUAACCUCUCUAAAGAUUCUUGAUGUCACCAUUACACCACUCUACUCUAUUACUUUGCUUUCUAGCUAUGGGUAAUAGUUUUGUUCCUUUAAAAACUUAUGUUAAAACAAACUGGUUGGGGGAAACCUACCUACUUUUAUUCCUGGACUAGCAGAUGUUAGUUGUUCUAACACAUCUGGAGCAAACUGAUAAACAUAAAAGUUCAAAAUCCAAUGUAAUCAAAGUAACUAAAUGAUAUUAGGAAAAUUAAAAACCAAUUUUUUUCCUAAAGAAGGCAUUUUUUAAAAGGUAACUAUUUGGGCAAAACAACUGCAUAGUGCAGGCAGCAUUCCCUUAAAUGAGUCCCAUAAAACAGUGGUUCCCAUACAUAUGCACCGGGGUGAAAUGAGAAAAAUAAGGACAAUGUAGUGUUUUUUUCAAAAAGCUACAUUUAUUCCACUUAGAGAACUCUCUCUUGGUCUGAGAUUGUCUUUUUAAGGG
Messenger RNA from Sus scrofa (pig), 6371 nucleotides. It is a transcript of the gene INPP5F, whose product is annotated as inositol polyphosphate-5-phosphatase F. The record is from RefSeq and is a predicted model, not a curated record. Gene Ontology annotation, molecular function: phosphatidylinositol-4-phosphate phosphatase activity. Gene Ontology annotation, cellular component: clathrin-coated endocytic vesicle; early endosome. NCBI's taxonomy places the organism in Eukaryota, Metazoa, Chordata, Mammalia, Artiodactyla, Suidae. Gene Ontology annotation, biological process: regulation of endocytic recycling; phosphatidylinositol dephosphorylation.